Dracunculus medinensis (Guinea worm) is the source of this 1059-nucleotide messenger RNA. The record is from the annotation of a GenBank genome assembly. Lineage: Eukaryota; Metazoa; Nematoda; Chromadorea; Rhabditida; Dracunculidae.
AUGUAUCAUGGUGUUAUUAUUUCCAGGUCAUCCGUGGCACAAUUAAGUACUGCAAAUUUAUUAGCUGGUUCUAGUGCACGACCAACAUGCCUUAGCUUACACGGCUUAUCACCAGGACAAGCUCGAAUAUGUGAGUUAUUUCGUGAUCAUAUGCCAGCAGUUGGCGCAGGAGCAAAAUCAGCAAUUUUGGAAUGUCAGUAUCAAUUUAAAAACGAACGAUGGAAUUGUUCGACGCCAUAUGGUUCUGGUUAUAUUGGUCCCGUUCAUAAACUUGGCUCACGCGAAGCAGCAUUUACUUAUUCAAUACUAUCAGCUGGUGUGACUCAUGAAGUUGGUCGAAGAUGCCGCUUAGGUUUACUUAGUUCAUGUGGUUGUAGUGAAGCGCCUAAGCCAAAUACUGUUAACGCUGAGUGGACUUGGGGAGGAUGUGGUGAUAAUGUCGAAUAUGGCUAUAGAUUUAGUCGAGAUUUCGUUGAUAUAAGAGAAAAAGAAGGUUUUCCUAAGCGCUCAAAUGAUCAUGGUCGAUCAUUGAUGAAUCGAUGGAAUAAUGAGGUUGGGCGAAAGCUUCUCAAACGACAUACGCGUCCAAAAUGUAAAUGCCAUGGAGUUAGUGGAUCAUGCAAUAUGAAAACAUGUUGGAUGCAAUUACCCACUAUAAGGCAAAUGGGUAGUGUGCUAUUAACUAAAUACAAAACGGCUAAAAGGAUACAGAUUAAUGCUCGAGGUAAUAUGCAAAUGGUUAGCCAACCGGGAAAAAGAGAACGAAAAAACAACAAUAAGAGGAGAAAAGAUCGUUCGCUGCAAACUGAACUGGUUUUUCUCGAUGAUAGCCCAGAUUAUUGCCAAGAAAAUCGAUCUCAAGGAACACUUGGAACAACUGGACGACAUUGCAGGCGACGAUCAGAGGGAUCAGAUAGUUGUGAUGUUUUAUGUUGUGGACGCGGCUAUAAUAGCUAUACGAUGGAAACAGUGACGAAAUGUCGUUGUAAAUUUCAAUGGUGCUGUAAAGUUGUAUGUCAGACAUGCAUCAAUCAAACACAAGUUGAUAUUUGUAAAUAA